Molecule: messenger RNA, 2139 nt
Organism: Achroia grisella
Lineage: Eukaryota; Metazoa; Arthropoda; Insecta; Lepidoptera; Pyralidae
Gene: DnaJ-17
Product: dnaJ homolog subfamily C member 11
Exons: 14
Coding region: 41-1765 (574 amino acids)
Biological process (GO): cristae formation
Source: RefSeq, a predicted model, not a curated record
AAUAAUUUAUAUAUUUUUUUAAAUAAUAAUUUACUUAAAAAUGGAUGAGGAAGGAGAAAAUAUACUACUUGAAGAAAAUUACUAUCAGCUACUAAAUGUCUCUAAAACGGCAACUCCAGAGGAAAUCAACAGUGCAUAUCGCAGGUUUUCACGCAUGUUUCACCCUGAUAAACACAGCACAGAUCCUAUCAAACAGAAAUGGGCUGAACAGAUAUUCAACAAAGUAAAAGAUGCCUAUGAAGUGUUAUCAGAUUCACACAAGAGGGCCAUUUAUGAUACACUAGGUAAACGUGGUUUAGAAGUAGAUGGUUGGGAAGUAAUUUUCAGAACUCGUACACCCAGAGAAAUUAGGGAGGAAUAUGAACGACUAAAGCGUGAGAGAGAAGAACGAAGGCUUCAACAAAGUGCCAAUCCACGUGGAACAAUCACUCUAUCAAUCAACGCAACUGAUAUGUUUAUGAAGUAUUACGAUGAAUAUGAAAUUCUAGAAGACAGUGCAGUAAUCCCUAGUAUUGAAGUGUCGGGUAUGACUAUACAGCAAUCAAUAGAUGCACCGGUCACAUUGAGAAAUACUAUGACUUUAUCAGGAAACAUAUCAACACAGAAUGGAAUUGGUACAGGAGCAGUGAAUGUUUGUAACCGAAAUCUAAGUUCAGAGAAAGGUUGGACUGAAGUUGAGUUUGGAAUUGGCAAUGGACCACUUGUAGGCUUCAAAAUAUUCCGGACGCUGUCAAGAUUAAUGUUUUUAAAUUGUGGCACAGUCCUUCAGUUUACGCCUCGAGGGAUAUCGCCGAGCCUUAUUUCAACGAUGGCGCUUCAACUAGACGCACACUCUGUAGGAUAUCUCACGUACCGAGCCGGGGGACAGAGCGGGUCCUCGAUGACGUCGAUAUACGUCAGAGAUUCAGAGAAAUACCAUACAAACACAGCCAUACAAAUCGGGAAUCCACACUCGUUCAUAUCACUCAAUAUUAUGAGGAAACUGCCGCAACACGAUAUGAAAUUGCGUUUAGCUUUGAAAUUUGGCACGUUUGGUGCUAUAGCUGAAUAUGGUGCAGAGAAAAAGGUAUCACAAAACAGCAGCGUCUCCGCAGCAGUGAUGCUGGGUGUACCGAGCGGAGUUAUGCUCAAGCUCAAAUGGACCUGCUCGACCCAAACUAUAGUGGUUCCAAUACAUUUAUGUGAGGAAGUGAUACCGUCUGCCGUUUUCUACGCAACCGUAGUGCCCGUAGUGUCGUGGCUGGUGCUGAAGAAACUCAUCCUGGAUCCUAUAGCCCGUGAGAAGCAGGAGCGAGAACGGCAAAGGUCUAUGGAGGCCAAUCACGAAAGAUUACAGGAAAUGCAGCGUGAGGCGAGAGCAACCGUAGAACUGAUGAAGGAGACAUACUCUAGAAUUAAGAAUGAUGAAGAGAAGAAGAAGGGCUUAGUGAUAAUACGCGCGUUGUACGGGAAAUUACCAUCAGGUGCGUCAAGUCAUGAUAUACCGGAGCCGACGGGAGACUCGAUAUCACCGGAGUCACCUUCACCCUACAGUGAAGUUAUAGAUGUCACAAUACCACUACAGUGCUUAGUGAAAGACACGCGGUUGGAAUUAUUGGCGGCUUGUAAGUCGGAGUUACCUGGUUUCUUCGACCCGUGUGCUGGUGAAGACAAGCACCUGACAGUCCAAUAUUACUUCCACAACAACCUCCACUGCUGCACCGUCACCGACAAGCAAGCUCUAGUCCUGCCACGCAAUAAUCAUCGAAUAAAGAAUAGAUCCUGAAAAUUUAAGUCGAAGCGCAAGUGUUUGUUCACUGCGCUAAGAAGAAGAGCUUACGAACCGUGAAUGAGUGAUGGACGAGCAAUUCCUUCUAAGGAACACAAGGCAUAUGGUCCGUGCUCACUUGUUAUACGUUAUAAACACGUAUCUGGAUUUUGUUACAAGUGAUCCUCACUGUGGGUCACCGUCACAAAUGGAUUUCCAUCCUGUUACGUUUGAACGGUCCACAUGGAUGUCAACAAUGGUACAAAGUUAUUUCGUUGAAGUUGAUGCUAAAAGAUAUAUACUGUUGUUAUAAUUAGAUGUAAUUAAAAAUAUUAGAUCGGGCUUUUAUAUCAAUGAAUUCAUAUAUAUACAGUUAUAUAUGUAUCUACCAA